Messenger RNA from Opisthorchis viverrini, 372 nucleotides. RefSeq lists its product as hypothetical. Bases 1 to 372 code for a protein of 123 amino acids. The record is from RefSeq and is a predicted model, not a curated record. The transcript has a single exon. Lineage: Eukaryota; Metazoa; Platyhelminthes; Trematoda; Opisthorchiida; Opisthorchiidae.
AUGGAGGAGUCUUUCGUCCUCCGAAAUGGUCGCACGAUGCAUCGCCUGACUCAAUCGACAGAGCGGAAGCAGCCUACCGUCAGCGAAACAACCAACCAUACGGAGAGCAUAGCAACCAAUUCGCGAAAUCUGGAGAAGCAAACCCGGCAUCUUGAACGGCACUUCAGUUGGCCUCAUGCUGCAGUGAAUGCAAGCGAAUUAGAUGUCGAUAUAAACUAUCCAACAGGAGAAGAAAUAUCUGUCCUGGAACGCGCAGAGGAACCACACUCAGAUGGCUUGUCUUCUGUUGCGUUUAGAGCGAGAGGAACAACUGUGACAAUUCGCCUGACUGAGGUUCUUCGUUAUCUGAAGCAAGGAAAAAUGCCUUUAUAA